This is a messenger RNA of Talaromyces rugulosus, 3036 nucleotides long. RefSeq lists its product as uncharacterized. The record is from RefSeq and is a predicted model, not a curated record. Lineage: Eukaryota; Fungi; Ascomycota; Eurotiomycetes; Eurotiales; Trichocomaceae. Bases 1 to 3036 code for a protein of 1011 amino acids. The transcript is spliced from 2 exons.
AUGCUCGCCUCGCUUUUGCGUCCUCGCAAGCCCCGCUGGCAUUCCUUUCACCCCUAUCACCCCGCCAUGUCUGCGUCUGGCCUUCCAGCCGCCCAGGAGACAACGCCCUUUCUGCAGAGCAUUCUGCGCGACGACAACAGUCUUGCACCAACCGCUCCUUUCGACUGGAAUGAACACCUUGACGACGAGAACGGCGAUGAUGAGCAAGACGAGCUUGUCCUCGACGACGACAGCGUCCAUGGCCCUCUUUUGCCGAUCUUCUCCUCACCUCACCUCGACCUCAUCCCAGUAUACACCACUACCCACUCCAUUCGCCUCCUGAUUGAGGUGCGAUGCGAGACUACCCUGACUUGGGACCAGCUGCGGUCCCCCCAAAUCUCCCAAUUCCUCCUCAAGCCGAUCCAGCAGCAAAUCAGAGAAUGCCACUUCGACAGAUCCACUCUCUACGCCUUAAUGGCAAACUGCCUCCAGUUUAAUAAGGAAGCCGAAACAAACCCAGGAAACAGCGGAACCUGUCGCACCAGGGCCCUUGUUGCCGAGCUGCUGGCCAUCAAACUCCUGAGAGAAUAUACCACACGGGAGUUGAUCGAUGCUCUCUCAUACGACUUUUAUCCUCUCCAAGGACAAGAUCCCCGUCUCUUCCCUACUGCUUUGCGCGCCUCCACGUGGAAUGGCUCCUCCAAAAACAAGCAAGCAAUGGGCCAUGCUCGCAUUUCUUGUCUCGAAAUUUCCAUCCGUGCCCAAGCCAAGCGUUUCAUCGCUCAUCCCCUUGUCGUCCAGCAUCUGGAAGCUAUCUGGGCUGGCACUAUUGUCUUCCACUCGGCCGCCGAUAACCUACACCGUCCACAACGUACUGCAGCUUCUCGUUCUCACGCUCUUUACGGAUCGACCAAUCCUACUGGAGUCCAACAGCACAACAAGCACCCAUCCUCCUCCGUUCUGUCUCCAGAGUAUCCGCGCAGGACCGCCACGCUCUAUGAUCCGCGUGAUGCGUCUCUAUUCAAACUGUCCCGGCUCAGGGUUCCCCGUUAUAGACAGUUUCUUUCCACCAUCUCCUUUGCGGUCCUACUCGGUCUCUACCUCGCUGUUCUCGCCGAACGUUCUAUGCACAUUACCACCGUUGAGGUAAUCUUCUGGUUUUGGAGCGCCGGUUUUAUCCUCGACGAAAUCGUUGGUUUCAACGAACAGGGUUUCGGCUUAUACCUCAUGAGUUUUUGGAAUCUUUUUGACCUCGGCAUAUUGUUGCUACUCUUCUGCUACGCAAUACUUCGUCUAUACGGAAUGGCAAUGCCCGAUCCUGACCACCUGAAAGUUGUGCGCCAGGCAUAUGAUAUUUUAUCAGCAAGUGCCAUUCUUCUCUUUCCACGCCUGUUCUCAGUCCUCGACCACUACAGAUAUUUCUCCCAACUGUUGAUCGCAUUCCGCAUCAUGGCCGCAGACCUCAUGGCAGUGUUCUUGUUGAUUGUCGUUGCCUGUAGUGGCUUUCUAGUCGCAUUUUCUUUUUCGCCUGACUCGUCCCAGUCACCUCCGGAAGUAGUCUACGCUUUGUUUCAGAUACUAAUGGGGUUUACCCCCACGGCUUGGAGUAUCUGGGAAGAGUCAAACAUUAUCGGACGCGUCAUUUUGACUCUUUUUCUCUUCAUUUGUCAUUUUGUCGUUGUGACGAUUCUAAUCACCGUCCUGACCAAUUCUUUCAUGGCCAUUGUGAAAAAUGCCAACGAAGAGCAUCAGUUCGUCUUCGCCAUAAACACCAUCUCCAUGGUCAAAUCAGAUGCGCUAUUCUCCUAUAUCGCACCUUCGAACAUCAUCGGCUGGCUGGUAUCACCCUUGAGAUACUGUAUCCCGUUCCGCGACUUUGUCAAGCUCAAUCGCACCCUGAUUAAAAUGACCCACUUUCCCAUCUUGUGGUCAAUUUGCUUCUACGAAAAGAUAAUUCUUUGUCCACGAAUAAUUGAUCCCGCUGAUUUGAUCCAAGGCGCUCCUCGUGCUAAUGGCCGUUCUACAACUGUCCUGCGUGCUAGGAACAAACGUCUUAGCCGCUUCGACUCUUUUAAUCGUCUCACUCGUGAGCCGUCUAUCGCCACUCAUCAGCAAGACCGGGUUUUGGAAGAGCUAUUCCGUACACCAUUCCGACAAGAGCCAUUGCAAGGCACCAGCGAGAGCCGCACCAGAAGUCGAAAGUCCACAAUGGUGAACCAUUGGAUGCAAGGCAUGGAUGCUGAAGAUCACAUUCCUAAAUUUAAUCCUGCUCUUCGCAAAAUGGGCUCAACUUUACGCCGUAACUAUACCGAGACGACACGAUCUGCCGCAUCUGACCCCGAGGAAUUCAUCAGCUAUAGCAGCCUUCGCCCCGUACCUGAACACUCGAUUUUGUAUGGCUCAGCAACACACAUGGCAAGACGUGCCUCCCACGCAACUGAUGUUGAGGGCGAUGAUGAAAAGUCCAGUGAUGAGAACAACGAUGAUGAGUCGGACUUGGGACAAUCGUCAAUGCACGGCUCGAAAACUGAAUCCAAAAAACCGGAACGGACACCUCGGUCCAGCGAAAAGAACAGCAAUAAGACCCCACCAAAAUUCUUCAGUUCUCGCCCAUCUACUGCUGUAUACACCUCGCGCAAAAAUAGUCCGCAUAGACCACGUCAUCACGAGCGCAAUCCCUCUGGCGUUACCGUCCUCCACAGGGCCCCAGGUGAUGCUGACCACAGUUCCGACGAUUCGCUACCUGGUCCAUCAUCGCCUCUGAAACGUACCGAAACUCGAAGGCCCGGUCUUCCCCCGCGACAAGAAUUCAUGUCGGUUCCUAACAUCCACCGCAUUGGGUCGGACAUGGGCGAGCCUGGUGUUCUACCUUCCAGUUUGGCCACUCAGCUCGCACCUGAUAACGACAUUCUUGGGAGACUUGUUUUAGCUCGAAUGAGUAACAUUGAAGAAGGAUUCCGCGAGGUAUUGAAGGAGGUGAAAGACAUGCGCGGCAGGUCUGCUCGCGAACCGAAAAUGGUAUUCCGCAACGACAUCGACAACGAAAUUUACCCGUGA